Aureobasidium pullulans EXF-150 is the source of this 2223-nucleotide messenger RNA. RefSeq names its product DUF590-domain-containing protein. Gene Ontology annotation, cellular component: cortical endoplasmic reticulum. Bases 1 to 2223 code for a protein of 740 amino acids. The record is from RefSeq and is a predicted model, not a curated record. Gene Ontology annotation, biological process: chloride transmembrane transport. The transcript has 3 exons. Gene Ontology annotation, molecular function: chloride channel activity. Lineage: Eukaryota; Fungi; Ascomycota; Dothideomycetes; Dothideales; Saccotheciaceae.
AUGGUGUCCUCUCCGUCCGCUCCGUUGUCUCCUGAGUUCAAGGACAACAAGAAGGGUCUCGCGACAAACAUGGAGACUGACUAUGUCAUUGUCUUCCGCUUCGCAACCACGAGCAAGGGUGAAGCUGGAAAGAAGUUUGCUGAACUCGUCGAAAGACUCGCUAAAGUCGGACUGGCUACCGAAGUUCGCAAUGGUGACAACCACUCUCUGUUGAUCUUCGUCAAGGUUGCCAGCGAGGAGCAUGUCAAUGCCGAAGUGUACCGCUCAAGAGUCAAGGACUGGAUCCAUGGGGUCAGAGCAGCCGCACCAUCCAAGGAGACCCAAAAGGCCAUCGAAGACGAACCCCUUCACGAGGCCGAACGCUACCGUAUCAUCUACCGCAUGAUCACCAACCCCGAAGAAGAAGGUGGAGCUGGCAUUACUCCCAAGGAUGGAGAGUGGAAAAAUGUCGAGUCCAUCUUCGCCCUGCACGACCAUACCUACAACAAGGAGUGGAUUACGAGAUGGACCAAGAAAUACCUUUUGGAGCCCGAGGAUCUUGACGAGAUCAGGAACAGACUGGGCGAGAAGAUCGCAUUCUACUUUGCCUUUACCCAGUCUUAUUUCACCUUCCUCGUCUUCCCCGCCGCUUUCGGCGCGACUGCCUGGCUUCUCCUAGGCAGAUUCUCGCCCAUUUAUGCCAUUGUCAGCAGUUUGUGGUGUGUCAUCUUCGUUGAAUACUGGAAGCAUCAAGAAGUCGACCUUGGUGUGAGAUGGGGUGUCCGUGGAGUCUCCAAGAUUCAGACCAAGCGUAGACACUUUGAGCACGAGAAGGAGGGCACGGAUCCUGUUACUGGAGAGAAGAUGCUGGUCUUCCCUGCCACCAAGCGUCUCCAACGUCAGCUUCUCCAGGUCCCUUUUGCUAUUGCUGCAGCCACUGUUCUCGGUAGCUUGAUCGCUACUUGCUUUGGUAUCGAGAUCUUCAUCUCAGAGAUCUACAAUGGCCCCCUUAAGUCUGUUCUGGUCUUCCUCCCUACUAUCAUCUUGACCACUGUCAUGCCUGUCUUGAACGGCAUUCUCACCACUUUUGCCGAACGCCUGACCAAGUUUGAGAACUACGAGACUGAUGAUGCCUUCAAAUACGCCAUGACCCAGAAGAUCUUCGUCCUGAACUUCAUCACCUCAUACCUGCCCGUUUUCCUGACUGCCUUCGUCUACGUUCCUUUCGGCGCUGUUGUUGUCCCUUACCUUGAUGUCUUCAGUCUGACCGCGAGACCAUUUGCCGAAAACGAGAAGCAGCUGCAGGCACCCAAGGUUGGCUCUUUUGUCAUCAACCCUGAUCGUCUACGCAAGCAAAUCAUCUACUUCACCGUCACUGCUCAAAUCGUCAACCUCGGCAUGGAGGUCAUUGUACCUUACCUCAAGCGCCAAGGCUUCAGCAAGUACAAGGAGAUGCAGAGUGAGCGUGCAUCGAAGAAGGGUGGUGCUACUCCUUCUCCCACCGAGAGCGACCAGCCCGAUGAGGCCGCUUUCCUGACCCGCGUUCGUCGUGAAGCUGAGCUCGAUGUCUACGAUGUCACCUCCGAUCUGCGCGAGAUGGUCAUCCAAUUCGGCUACCUCGCACUCUUCAGCACAGUCUGGCCUCUGACUGCCGUCUCCUUCCUCGCAAACAACUGGCUCGAACUCCGCGCCGACGCCGUCAAGAUCUGCAUCGAGAUGCAACGUCCCACCCCCGAACGCGCCGACACUAUUGGUCCUUGGUUGGACUCCCUAUCUUUCCUCUCCUGGCUCGGCAGUAUCACCACUGCUGCCCUCGUCUACCUCUUCAGCAACGAUGGUCUCGGCCCUGACGGCACUCCCAAAGACAUCCGUGGCUGGGCCCUCCUCCUCACAAUCUUCUUCGCCGAACACGCCUUCCUCCUCGUCCGCUGGGCCGUCCAAAUCGGCAUUUCCAAGAUCGACUCUCCGGGACGUCAAAAGGAACGCCGUGAUCGCUACUUCACCCGCCAACAAUAUUUCUCCGAAUCUUUGGAGAAGAGCAAGCAGCUUCCUCAAGUCGGCAAGUUUGGCGAAAAGAUUACUAGAGAGAGUCUCGAGGAAGAGGCUAGACAAAGUAGUUUGAGGAGCUCGAGGUUGGAGGACAGAUUCUGGGCUCGCCAGAGGAAUUGGCAUGAGACCGCUCAGAUUGGUGCGGGGUUGAUUGACAGAGCCGCCCCGCCUCAGGAGGUCAAGAAGAUGCAGUAG